AAUUCGGUAUUACAAUAUUGACAGAUUUUAUGCCGGCCAAAAUAUAAACAACACACAAAAACACACAUUUUGUCAUCAAACUCAUAAUUCCACGCAUUUUUUGACUGAAGGGCGAUUGAUUCGGAAUAGUACUUGAAGAUGAUCAAAAAUCAUGUGGAAGAAUUGCAGGAAUAUUUUAAAACACACAACAAGAGCAAAGAACAAAAAGCUCACACAUCGAAGGUUCAUUCUGUAGGAUGGAAUUGCCUUGGAACCAGACUCGCAUCCGGAUCGUUUGACAAAUCAGUGGCCAUAUUUUCAUUGGAUCGAGAUCGCUUCGCCAAAGAUACAACACUUCGUGGACACACCGGUUCCGUAGAUCAGUUAUGUUGGCAUGCGACGUUGCCGGAUUUGCUCAGUACAGCUAGCGGUGACAAAACCGUUCGAAUUUGGGAUGUUCGAGCUGGAAAACUGCCUACAAUUAUCAAUACGAAGGGAGAAAACAUUAACAUAACGUGGUCACCGGAUGGAAAUACCAUAGCGGUUGGUAAUAAAGAAGAUCUCGUGACAUUUAUUGACACAAGAACUCUGAAGAUUUGCGGAGAGCAGCCCUUUAAUUUUGAGGUCAAUGAAAUUGCAUGGAAUAAUACCAGCGAUUUGUUCUUCCUAACAAAUGGUCAAGGAUGUGUGCACAUAUUGAGCUAUCCGGACUUGGAACUGCAACAUGUACUGAAAGCGCAUCCGGGAACGUGCAUUUGCAUUGAAUUCGAUCCCACCGGAAAGUACUUUGCAACCGGAUCAGCCGACGCACUCGUCUCCUUGUGGGAUGCCAAUGAAUUGGCGUGUGUUCGAGUUUUCUCUCGACUUGACUGGCCCGUGCGAACGAUAUCGUUCAGUCAUGACGGUAGACUGCUGGCAUCGGCAAGUGAAGACCUUUGCAUAGACAUUGGCGACACGGAAACGGGCGAAAAGGUAGCUGACAUUGCCGUUGAGGCAGCAACGUUCACCGUGGCCUGGAAUCCGAAACAGUAUCUGUUAGCGUUUGCUUGCGACGAUAAGGAGGCGUGUGACCGACGACGUGAUGCAGGUAGUUUGAAAGUAUGGGGUUUCAGCGACCAAGGUGUGCACUGAAUGAAAUUAAUAAAUUUCCAAAAAUCAUUUUCUUUUUAA
Bradysia coprophila is the source of this 1149-nucleotide messenger RNA. RefSeq names its product THO complex 3 homolog tex (gene tex). NCBI's taxonomy places the organism in Eukaryota, Metazoa, Arthropoda, Insecta, Diptera, Sciaridae. Gene Ontology annotation, cellular component: THO complex part of transcription export complex. Gene Ontology annotation, biological process: mRNA export from nucleus. The record is from RefSeq and is a predicted model, not a curated record. Gene Ontology annotation, molecular function: protein binding.